Chanos chanos (milkfish) is the source of this 2475-nucleotide messenger RNA. RefSeq names its product janus kinase and microtubule interacting protein 1 (gene jakmip1). The record is from RefSeq and is a predicted model, not a curated record. Gene Ontology annotation, molecular function: microtubule binding; GABA receptor binding; kinase binding. The transcript is spliced from 20 exons. The coding region runs from base 1 to 2475 and encodes 824 amino acids. Lineage: Eukaryota; Metazoa; Chordata; Actinopteri; Gonorynchiformes; Chanidae.
AUGUCUGCAACCACACCCACGUCAGCUCCACCCCCCAAAAAGAACAGAGGAAAACAGGAGGUGGAGACUUUACAGGCAGCCAAUGAGGAGUUGAAGACCAAGCUGAAUGACUUGCAGAAUGAACUGCAACAGGAAAGGGCCAAGGUGUGUAAGUUGCGUGAGCGUGUUCAGGAGUUGCGUGCUCAGCGAGAGAGCGAACAGCACAAGCAUUCUGUGGCCCUGACAGAACUCCGUGUUAAGCUCCAUGAGGAGCGGCAGCGGGAAGUGGCGGCCACACGCGAGAGCCUAUUACGGCAGCAUGAGGUGGAGCUAGCCCGUUCAGCCCGCCUUCGGGAGGCAGAGUUCACCCGCUUACAGGCUCUGGUCACCGUGCUACGGGACGGUGCCAGCACUGAGGUGAGAAAUGCACUUAAGGAGGAAGCACGAGAGGAGGCACGGAAGGCCUACGAAGCCGAGCGCUUGCGCCUCACUCAGGAGCUACAAGAGGUCAAGUCGUCACGGCGACAGGCUGAGGAGGCACUAGCCAACGCGCUGCAGGCCGACAAAGCCAAGGCAGCCGAUCUCCGAGCAGCGCACCAGGCCCACCAGGAGGAGAUCCAGAGGAUCAAGCGCGAGAGCGACAAGGAAUUCCGCAGAUUGAUGGAGGAGCUGCGGGCCAGGGAUCGUGUGGUACAGACAUUAGAGAAAGAGCUGGGUGUGCAGGCAGGUCAGACACAACGACUGCUACUACAGAAAGAAGAGGCAGAACGCAAUCACGGCAGCCCAAAGAGAGAGGUCGCCCCAGCCCUGGGGGAGAAUGCAGAAUACACCAUCAGCCAGGAGACAGAUGAAAAGGACACUCGGAGGUUCCAGUUAAAAAUUGCUGAGCUUCAGGCCGUCAUCAGGAAACUGGAAGACAGAAACACGCUGCUUUCAGAUGAGAGGAAUGAGCUGCUGAAGCGAGUGAGAGAGGUGGAUGGGCAGAUGAAGCCGCUGUUAGAGAAGAAUAAAAGGAUGAGCAAAAAAAACGAGGACAUGCUGCAGACUCUACAGCGUAUGGAAGAUAAACUCAAGACUCUCAGCAGAGAAAAUGCUGAGCUGAGGGACAAGGCUCACUCAAACUCCCAGCAUGCAGUGCUAAAGAGACCCAGUUCUCUGACAGAUUUAAGCCAAGUUCACGAACAGCCUGAGGUGGAGUCCCUGAGGUUACAAGUGGAUGUGCAGCGUAACGUUACAGAGGAGCUAACACAGGAACGUGACAGACUGAUGAUAAACAAAAAAAACAAAAGGAAAGCACUGAAAUUGUCAAAGAGGCAUGUUGUGGAGACAUAUUUUGGGUUUGAUGAGGAGUCUGUCGAUUCAGAAACAUCAUCGUUGACCUCAUACAACACUGACCGAACAGACCACACCCCUGCCACACCAGAGGAGGAGCUUGAUGAUGGCUUCUCUCGUGAGGAAGCAGAGCUGCGUUUUCGUCAGCUGACAAGGGAAUACCAAGCAUUGCAGCGAGCUUACGCCCUCCUACAGGAGACCACAGGGCCCCUGGACCCUGAGAGGCACUGCAGGACGCGGGAGCAGCUACAGGCAGAGCUGACUGCUUGCCAGGCACGGAUUGCUGACCUGGAGAGAAGCUUGGCAGAGAAGGGGCAGGAAACUAAGUGGGUAGAGGAGAAACAGAAUCUCAUCAGAUCCAAUCAGGAACUCAGAGAGAAGAUAGUCUUGUUGGAGCAAUGUGAGAUGCGUUUGCGGUCAGAGGUUCGGGAUGCUCAGGAUCAGAAUGAGCUGCUAGAAUUUCGUAUUCUAGAACUGGAAGAAAGGGAGCGACGCUCUCCUGCCUUUAACCUACAGAUCUCUGCCUCUGAAAACAACAGCAGUUUACAGCUACACUGCCAACAGGAGGGAGUGAAGGAUGUCAUCAUUCCAGACUUAAUGAAGAAGUUGGACAUCCUGGGAGAUAAUGGAAACUUGCGUAAUGAGGAGCAGGUGACUGUGAUCCAAGCCCGCACAGUUCUCUCCCUCUGUGAAAAGUGGCUGAAGCAGAUAGACAGUACUGAAGCUGCUCUCACACAAAAGAUGUCUGAUCUGGAGAAUGAGAAGGAGCUGUUCAGUAAGCAAAAAGGUUACCUGGAGGAAGAACUGGACUACAGGAAACAGGCCCUCGACCACGCCCACCUGCGGGUCCAAGAGCUGGAGGCGACGCUCUAUGCUGCAUUGCAACAGGAUCCAGAAAAUAGAUUGGGUGAGAGUUUGACUGACAGGCAGCGGGCGGAGCUAGCAGAGUCAAUGGAGGCGGUGAGGAGGCAGAUCCUCAGACAGAGUCGUCAUGCUGACACACUGAUACUACAGCAACGCAUGGAGCUUCUGCACGCUGCCCAGCAGAGAAUAAGAGAACUAGAGGACAAGAUUGACAUGCAGAGAAGACAAAUCAAGGAGAUAGAGGAGAAGUUUUUGUUCCUGUUUUUGUUUUUCUCUCUAGCUUUUAUUCUUUGGCCUUAA